UUGAGCUCUAGGAGCUCCUAAAGUCCUUUAAAAGUAUUUAUGCUUGUGUUUGUGUCCCUGCAGUCCUCCCCCAGCAUUGGGUGACUGAAGAGGAAGAUCUCUGCAACCAGCAGGGUAACUUUAGAGAAGAACAAGAAGAUCUAGAGCCUCCACAGACCAAAGAGGAACUGAAGGAACCAGAACCUCAGCAGAUUGAAAUGAAACAGGAGGAAACAGAAACUCCACAGAUUAAGGAGGAACAGGAUAAACCAGAACCUCCACAGAUUGAAUUAAAACAGGAGGAACCAGAAACUCCACAGAUUAAGGAGGAACAGGAUAAACCAGAAACUCCACAGAUUGAAAUAAAACAGGAGGAACCAGAAACUCCACAGACUAAAGAGGAACUGAAGGAACCAGAACUUCCAUGGGUUAAAGAGGAGCAAGAACACAUCUACAUCAGUCAGGAUGAAGAGCAACUUGAUCUAAAGCAGGAGAUUGAUACUUUGAUGGAGAUUCCUGCUUUGGAGGAAAAUGAUCACAAUGAAGCAGAUCUAAACAAACAGAAGAGCUACAGUCUAACUGAGAGUCAGGAUGAAGAAGGAAACCAACAUGAAGAAUCAACAACUACAGAUGACGAGACAGACCCACAGAACAGAGAUCAGAGGAACAGAAGAGACAGAAGUCAUGUCCAAAGUGUGGCCAGCUCUCAUAUGUCAGAAAGUCAGUGUGACUCUGAUGUUAGAAAAAAAUUCAAGAAGGAAACUUCAGUAGAGAAUCGCAAACAAUCUCCAAAAGAAAAUAGACUUUCCUCUGUUAAGUCUGGUAAAGGAGAAAUAAUUGCAAACAAUGUGUUUGCCCACAUGAGAGCUGAGUCUGAUGGAAGACCUCAUGUUUGUAAAGAAUGUGGUAAAAGUUUUGGUUACUUGUCCCAGUUCAAAACUCACAUGAGAAUUCACAAGAGAGAGAAGCCUUUUUGUUGUCAAAAAUGUGAUAAAAGUUUCAAACACCUAUCUAGUUUCAGAAGACACAUGGCAGCUCAUACAGGAGAGAAGCCUUUUUGUUGUCAAGAAUGUAAUAAAGGUUUUAGUCAAGCAUCUCACCUCAAGGGACACAUGAGUACUCAUACCGGAGAGAAGCCUUUUUAUUGUCAAGACUGUAAUAAAGGUUUUAGACAAAGAUCUAAACUCAAAUCACACAUGAUAAUUCAUACAGGAGAAAGCCUUAUUUGUUGUCAAGAAUGUGAUAAAGGUUUUAGUCAUAUGUCUCAUCUCAAAAUCCAUGCGAGAACUCAUACAGGAGAGAAGCCUUUUUAUUGUCAAGAAUGUGAUACAAGUUUUAGUCUUAUAUCUAAUCUUAAAAGACACAUGAGAACUCAUACUGGAGAGAAGCCUUUUUGUUGUCAAGAAUGUAAUAAAGGUUUUAGUCAAUCAUCUAAUCUCAAGGCACACAUAAGAACCCAUACAGGAGAGAAACCUUUUUACUGUCAAAAAUGUAAUACAAGUUUUAAUCAAAAAUCUCAUCUCAAAUCACACAUGAGAACUCAUUUCAGAGAAAAGCCUUUUAAAUGUCAAGAAUGCAAUAAAAGAUAUCUUCAUCUAUCUAGUCUUAAAACACACAUGAUAACUCACACAGAAGAGAAGGCUUUUCUUCAAAAGAAGUUUUGACAGUUUAAUCAAUAUUUGAGGCUGUAAAUAAAUUAAAAGGAGGCAGAAGUGAGUAGUUAAUGCAUAACAUUAAACAUUUUUCUGAAGUCUGAUGCUUUUAGUGAGAACAUAUUUUUUAAUAUUAUUGUAAUGUAAUAAUCAAAUUUUCAAAGACAAUCUUUAGUUUCAUCGUCCAUCAGCCAUAAUCCUCAAAAUGAAUUAUAUUUGGGAUUGAUACAUUUAUAUCUGUAUGAUGAUUCUUUAAUAUAUGAGCUUAACUUUUUAUUGAUUGACAAUAAAUAUUGAACUUUUCCAUGAAAUUCAUUCUUUUAGGUGUAAAUGGCUUUUACCAGUUUUGAAGGUAUCAACACUUUUUGUACUGACAUUUUUUAUGAAUUUGAUGUUUAAAGACAUUAUAAACACUUUAAAAAUAUUGCUCAAUUUUGUUGAUUUUAUUAAUAGAUUACAUUAGAUUUUUUAUUACUAUUUUUUUGUUUAAAAGUUGUUGUGUUGACCUUUGUUAGUGUAGUUUAUGCUGAGACAUUGUGUAUGUUGUCUAAAUAUUUGUGUUACUAUGUCAACACUAGAAAUAUUGUAAAUGCAUCUUUAUUUCUUACAAGUUUUACGUGACCUUUGACCUUUCCAUUUUUGGUAACAAGAUGGUAAUACAUCUGUGACAGAAAAAAAUACAACAAGUAAACCAAUGGAGAACUAAAUUGAAGAAUAUAAAGCAAAAAAAACAAACAACUGACAACUGACAUAACAAUUCCAAAUCAAAUUGAUUUUAUGAAAAUUAAAUUGGAAAACAUAUUAUUUAAACAAAAUCAAAUCCUGUUUUUAUCCCUUGAGAUCAAACUUUGUUUAGGUUAUUUUUAUUGAAUGUUGUUAUCAAGAACUUGUACUCAUUUCAUAGUUUGCUCCCACGGUAACGGAAAAAAAAUGUUUAACUUGUGAUUUAUGGAUGGAAGGAAGGAAGGUGGAAUGUCUGCCCUUGUACCAAAAGAGUGAAGUUUAUUUUUAUUAUGAAAUAGUUUUGGAAUUUAUUUGGAUAUUUUACCUGAUUUAUCAAUACAGAAAAUAUAAGUAUCUGAAGAAUAUUGAUAUCAUAAAUGAUUAACAGCUUUAAAUUUGAAGAGUGGGUCACUGGGUGCAACAUAAACAGAAUUUGUGGCCAAACGAACAAAUACCUUUUGUAAAAGUAAGAUUUUGUUUAGACAAGUAGGACAAGUAUUUGCCCAAACAAUAUUGGAAUGAGAGAGAUAUGGAUAAAGUAUGGAAUAGUACAAUGAUAAAUUAACUGAAAAAUUUACACAAUCUUCUAUUCUUCUAAUGAUACCCAAAGAUUUUGUAACUUUAUUUGAUUUUUUUCAAAGGAGUUUAUUGUCUAGUUGGACUCCUGAAAAUCUGAUGGAUGAAGCUUCUUCAAAUUGUUCAUUUUUAAUGUAAAUUUUAAUUAAAUUGUUGUAUUUUUUCCGGCCUGAAAAUACCAGUUAUUUUUUAAUUCAAAGCUAAUUUGUUAGCUUGAAACCAAGUAGAGUUUUCUUAGAUCCUUGUUUAGUUUUUCUAGAAUUGUUUUUAGAUCCUUAUAAGAAAUAAAAAGAUUGGUGUCAUCAGCAAAUAAAAUGGGAAUUGUGGAUUCACCAACACAUGCAAAAUUAUUUAUAUGAAUAAGAAAAACAAAAAAA
Messenger RNA from Oryzias melastigma (Indian medaka), 3307 nucleotides. RefSeq names its product gastrula zinc finger protein XlCGF57.1-like. The record is from RefSeq and is a predicted model, not a curated record. The coding region runs from base 198 to 1643 and encodes 481 amino acids. NCBI's taxonomy places the organism in Eukaryota, Metazoa, Chordata, Actinopteri, Beloniformes, Adrianichthyidae. The transcript has a single exon.